AUUCUAUCCGUACUCGCCGUACUUGUGUUUCGUUUAAUUUUGUUGGCAUUAGUGGAUUAUUUUGUAAUUCUCCUCCUUGGCCGUUCGUUAAUCUGCCCGAGCGACGAAGUCCUGCCUGUCGCCGCCCAAUAAUUCCUGACUCGAGCCGGAUACCAGCCAGAAGAAGGCAUUCAUCCUCGGUAUUGCUCGGCCAGCGAGGGAAGCGAGGGAAGCGCGUCGCCAGGAAAUGGAUGCGCACUCUCACAGCCGCAUCGAUGGAAGCCAGCUGGCCAACGGCGCCAAGUGGACGAUGGAGAAGUCCGAUAUAACCGUGCUUGCUUGGCAGCUGGCGGAGAAGGAGGACGACGAGCGUCCGGAGGAAUCGGCGACACCUUCGCCCUUCCAGGUGGGCAACCGGCACGUGCGGUUGGCCUACGCGCAGCAGUGCCCCGACUGGCUGUACCAUCUGGGCCUGCUGGUGGACCCGCAGACCACGCCGGAGAUGUUCGGCGACGUGCGCUACGUCUGCGUCAGCGGCACGGCCAGCCGCGCGCAGGAGCUGGCCGUCUGCUGUCUGCAGUCCCUCCAGAUGCACAUGCCCGUCGGCUACGCCAUGGCCGACAUCUGCGGCGGCCACGCCCGUUACGCCCUCUUCAAGGCCGGUCCGGUGCUGGCCGUCAGCCACGGGAUGGGCAACCCCAGUCUGAGCAUCAUGCUGCACGAGGUCCUCAAGCUCCUGCAGUACGCCCGCGCCAAACGCCCGGUGACCGUCAUCCGCCUGGGCACCUGCGGCGGCAUCGACGUCCCGCCCGGCACCACCAUCAUCACGGAGAAGGUCUUCAACGGGCUGCUGGAGCACUACUACGAGCAGUACGUGCUGGGCCGCGCCGUCCGCCACCCGGCCAUCCUGGACGCGGGUCUCCGGGCCCGCCUCCUGGAGGUGGCUGGCCAGCCGGACAUGGACGUCCCGGUGGUGGCCGGCAACACGCUGUGCGCCAACGACUUCUACGAGGACCAGGCGCGUCUCGACGGGGCCUUCUGCGACUUUGACGCGCAGCAGCGUCUGGACUUCCUGACGCACUGCGCCACCGCCCACGGCAUCCGCAACAUCGAGAUGGAGUCGCUGUGCUUCGCCGCCAUGACGCACCGCGCCGGAUUACGAGCGGCGGUGGUGUGCGUGGCGCUGCUGAACCGCCUGACCUCCGACAAGGUCACCGGCGACGUGGAGGUGCACUUCGAGGAGUGGCAGCGCCGGCCGCUGCGGCUGGUGGCGCGUCUCAUCGCGCAGGAGCUGGCCGGCGUCCCGGCCGCGGAAUCCCCGCCGAUCGUCGCCGAAGCGCAACUGCAGGCGCUGCGGGCGGCGGUCAGCAGUGUGGCCGUCGGGCCAGCCGCCGGCGGCGUGCCGGGCAAAGGGCAACUCGUGCCGGAGGCGGAGCCGGUGCCGGCGCACCUGGACUCGGGCCACGAGUCGCCCGUCCUCGAUCCGGCCAGUCCGGCGCGCGGCCUCUCGCCCACGCGCCUUAUCUAAUGCCCAUUAUCAUCGCGAUCGGCCGAUCGAUUGGAUUGUCCAGCAACGGCCGAUUGCCAUCGCGAUUUAUCGGCCGAAUGGAUCGCGCGUGCUGCACCGUACAACAACACGUUACGCCGACCUUGCCAUCAUCUGAUAACGCGCGUAUACGGACCUGCUCAGUCAUUACGCUGCCUUUCACGAUGCACUCUCUUGCAUAAUUCACCGGAUAAUUGCUCCUAAUACAAUACGAUAAUAUUAUUGUUAUUCUUAUUUAUUAUACAUGUCGGCCGCCCCAUUUGUACAUAUCACUCGCUCUCUCUGUUUCGCACACGAUCUUUACCGUGAAAACUGUGCAAAUAUUAUUUAUUUAUUUAUUGAGCAAAUGCGUUCCACUUUCCGUAAUAAAAUUUUUACGAAUUUGUUG
Molecule: messenger RNA, 1913 nt
Organism: Paramacrobiotus metropolitanus
Lineage: Eukaryota; Metazoa; Tardigrada; Eutardigrada; Parachela; Macrobiotidae
Product: uridine phosphorylase 1-like
Exons: 4
Coding region: 227-1507 (426 amino acids)
Biological process (GO): nucleotide catabolic process; uridine catabolic process
Cellular component (GO): cytoplasm; cytosol
Molecular function (GO): uridine phosphorylase activity
Source: RefSeq, a predicted model, not a curated record